Effrenium voratum is the source of this 2127-nucleotide messenger RNA. The record is from the annotation of a GenBank genome assembly. Lineage: Eukaryota; Dinophyceae; Suessiales; Symbiodiniaceae.
AUGGGGCUUUGCAUAGAUGCAGACGGAAGUGGCGAAUCUGCUCAAGCUGGUGACGCCCUUGCGAAUGUCUUCGUGUCGCCCUUGAAGGAGCAAGGAUUCACGGUCCUGGCAGAUCCCGCGCAGCAGGUGACCAUGAGCUGUGUGUCAGCAUGUGUCGCUGCUGCUGACGCCCCCUUUGCCUACCUCAUCGGCAAGGCGCCAGAGGAUGCUGUCGCGUGCGACCGCGCGGGGCGACCCGCCGACGUGCCUUGGGUAUGGCUGAGCUCACAGGCGGAUCAGGUGGUGGCCAGCUUCAAUGGCUCCAAGCUGGUGCCAGGCUACCACUAUGAGCUAUGCCUGGCCUCCUCCUCCCUCUCCGAUGAGGCGGGUUUGGCGGGCCUCAGCGGCGUGGCCAUCUUCGUGUCCGGCCUCCUCGCCGCCAACGCCGUGCAUGUGGAGCCGCCUGCGGGCGGAGCAACGCAGAUCUACCGCGGGGCGCGGCAAAUGCUGGCAGUAGUGUGUACGAAGACUGCCAACUGCAGCACGCAGUCAGAGGUCUUCCUGUCUGCAGGUGCGGGAAGCACGACUGCCUUGACGGCUCGUGCUGCGUUAACCCCGGACGGAGAGGACUGGGUGGCAGCCAUCGAUGCUGCAGGUGUACCUGCCGGGGUGUACUAUGACCUCAGUGUGGAUCUCCAUGGAACGGAGGGAUUGCCGCCUGGUAACACUGGUCUCAUGAUCUUCGUGUCCAGCCUGGCGGCCGCAGUGCAGACCAUCGCGGCGGAGCAGCAGCAGCUGCUCUUCUCCUGCGCUCAAGGCUGCUCGACCAGUGCGCAAGCCAUCUUGGCGCGGGAUUGCGGAGGUCUGUCAGCUCUGCCUGGUACGGCCGCGGCUUUCUUUGAAUCCGACAGCAGCGGAUGGUCCACAAUGAUCCAGGCAUCCCCGCUGGCGCCAGGAUACCGCUACCAGAUGUGCGUGGACUAUGAUGGGCCAGCAACAUCGUUGCAGAUCGGGCCAUCUGGUGUGGUGGCCUACAUCUCGGGAGUGACCGAUGUGGUGCCUGGCUUCGUGCCAAGCGGAGGCGAACAGGAACUGGCGCUGUUUUGUGGGCAGGACUGUGGAACAUCUUGGGCUCGACUGGCUCGUGACUGCACAUCGAAUCUCACCGAAGGAACAGAGUGGCUUCCUCUUGUGGCAGGCGUCAACAACAGCCACAGCAUCCUGAAGCUUCCGACGCAGAAUUUGGUUGCUGGCGCGCACUACACCUUGUGCACGGAGUUGCAUCUUCAAGGCUUCAACGAGACCCCGGACAUUGGAGACUCUGGCUGGAGCGUCUACGUGUCGCCAUUGGAGAGCUUUGAGCCAGAGGUGUUGCUGCCUGGGCAGGCGUUGAGACUCAACUGCAGUGCCUGCAACCAGUCCCAGGGCUUCCUGGCUCGGAAUUGCGGAGGUGCAGGAAAGCUGGCGCCUUCCGGAAGCCAGAGCAUCUCUGACCGCGUGCCCGGCAUGCUGGACUUACCUGGCCUGACCAGGCUGCCGAUCAGCCUUGAGAAGAAGGUCGCCGCCCUCCGCCUCGGCAUUGCGGUCUUGGAGAGCGCGGGCGUCUUGCAGAUGGCCGGCCAGCUCCUGGAGACAGACAAGCCGGGCGGGGCCACUGGCUUGCCAAUUGUUCGCCGGAGCAACUCGGGCCAAGAGCGUGACCAUGCAAAGGUUGCAGCUGCGGCGCAGCAGUGGCGCGCCGGCGUGGCUGCGCUCGGAGAAAACCACGCGCGGGAUCAGCGGAAAGUCGCGCGAGCCAGCGCGCGGCAAUACUUGUUGUCCAUGGACUCCCUCGAGGAGAUCGCCUGGAUCGAGCGCCUGAAGACGCUGGUCAAGGCCGCAGGCAACGCUGACCGGGAGGCCGCGCACAAAUGGCUUGGCGAGCCAGAGAGCAAGUUUGUUCUCGAGAAGGCUACCGCUGCAGCCCGCAUGAGGGGGUGCUCAAUCGGUGCGCGCUCCGAGGAGUCCGAAGCUGUCGGCAGCUCCGCCGCGGCGUCGGCGCGGAUAGCCCGAGCCAAGGCAAGAAGCGCAAGAGGACGCGCCCAAAAGGACAGGAAGGAGAAGUCCAAGCGGUCUUCCAGCCCAGCAGACAUGCUUCGUCCUAAUUAA